Osmia lignaria (orchard mason bee) is the source of this 2361-nucleotide messenger RNA. NCBI's taxonomy places the organism in Eukaryota, Metazoa, Arthropoda, Insecta, Hymenoptera, Megachilidae. The record is from RefSeq and is a predicted model, not a curated record.
ACUACUCAACUGUUAGAUCUUAUGUUCGGCGUCGAAAGUCAAGACGAGUUCAGCGAAAACUUAUACAUAACGUUGGUGUUCUUUUGCGAUUCUUGUAAAACAGUCGCACUGCUGCGUCGUUGUGAAAAUAUUGUGGAUUUGAUCGAAACUGUUAAGAAAGAGCCAUUCGCGGCGAUGAACGCGGAGGAGGAGGAAAUACAAGCGAAAUUCAUGGAACAAGUCGAAUGGAACUCAAUAAUCUACACAUUGAUAAUAGAGAUCUUUACACUUGGAAUGUGGAUUGUUUCCUUUCUUACCGAUUUUCCACACGGGAGGCUGAAGUAUCGUGCAUGGAUCCCAUACGAUUAUUCAUCCCCAUGGAUAUUCGCUAUUACUUACGUUCAUCAAGUCGUUGCCACGAUAUUCGCAACGAACUUGAUCGUCGCUUGUGAUUCUAUGUUUAGCGGGCUGCUGGUUAACAUUUAUUGCCAGAUCGAGGUGCUUGAAUACCGUCUGAAAAAUGUCGGAAAAUAUCCAUAUUAUUCAGUGAAAUUGUGCGCUCGCCAUCAUCAGAGUAUAUACGAAUUUGCCACGGCAAUAAACAAAGAGUUCACGGCCAUCCUUUCUAUCCAAUUCAUGGUGAAUACAAUAUCUCUUUGCUUCAAUCAUUACCGAUUGUCGCAAUUAGAAUUCGGCUCGAAAUUCGUCGAAACCGCGGCGUACACCUUCUGUCUGCUCACCCAGAUAUUUUAUUACUGUUGGUACGGCAAUGAAGUGAAACUAAAGAGUCUGAUGAUCGCGGACGCAGCAUUUGAAAGCACACUAAUGUCAUUGGAUAACAACACGAGAAAGAUGUUUCUGAUGAUUAUGAUACGAGCUUUGGAGCCCAUUCAAUUCACCAGCAUUCACAUCGUCUCCAUGAACCUUGAAUCCUUCAUAACGUUACUUAAAACAUCCUACUCGGCCUACACCGUGCUUCAACAGACUAGUACCGACUUUCCUGAUAUAAUAUUUGGCAGCGAUUGGCCGUCGUGGAACGAUAGCUCUAAGAAGGUUUUACUGAUGGUCAUCAGGCGUUCAAGAGUACCCGUCGAAUUUACCAGCAUGCACGUGGUAUCUCUGAAUCUGAAAUCUUUUAUGUCGCUAUUGAAAACCUCUUACUCCGCGUUCAACCUGAUGCAAACAUUCUACGGGUGUGUAGAUUCAGCGAUCAGCAAGGAUCUAAAAUCUCUGGCUCAGAAAUCAUCUGUGGGUCUCUCGGUGUUACGUGUCUGUAUUCAAGUGCCCAUUAUAUUCUACCAACGUGAGAACAUCAUAUCCUUGCUGAAUAUUUUGCAGAAGGAAAGUUGCACUCCAAAGGACGAUCAGGAGGUUUCCAUACAACGAAAAUACGACAAACUUGCGAGGUCUUGUAUUCAUAGAAAAUUGACAAUAUACUGUGAGCUCCUGAACCAAUCAGCCGUGUUCCUUACAUCCGUGAUGCAAUAUCACAAACUUAUAAGGACAAGAACGUUCCCUUCGUUCGACUGGCUACCUUACAGUGUAACUUCGAUGGAAGUGUACAUGAUAUCUCUGCUGUAUCAAACGUUUAGCUUAAUCGUUUGCGCUACUACAAGCGUAGCCAUCGAAACCAUGUUCGCUGGACUGAUGAUACAAGCCAGAGUUCAGUUCGAGAUAUUUUGUCAUCGAGCUCAAAAUGUGCCAAUCGUAUUGAUGGAAGUCGAGAAAAAUAAUACCUCGAAGAGGAAUUUUAGAAAAAAGUGGCACGAAGUACGCAGAAAUUUGGUCAAAUAUCAUCAAGAAAUAAUCAACUUCGUACACAACAUCAACAUCACUUUUCAGUACAUAGUCUUGAUUCAAUUUCUCGUCAGUUCAACAGUACUGUGUCUAAGUAUUUACCAGAUGUCCACGUUGGAUUUAUUCAGCAUGGACAUGGUCUUCAGCUACUCGUAUCUGGGCAGCAUGCUCAUGGAGGUGUAUUUAUACUGCUGGUUCGGAAACGAGAUGACGUUGAAGAGCAACGAAGUAGGCGACGCAAUUUACCAAAUGGACUGGACGAUUUUACCAGCUGAUAUAUUAAAAGAUUUCUUGUUGAUUAUGACAAGAUCCAUGAAACCCGUAAAAAUAUCAUGCGGUCACAUUUUCAUUUUAUCCGUGGAAUCUUUCAUGUCUAUCAUCAAGCUUUCGUAUUCAUCGUAUAAUCUGAUGACAAACACUGAGGAUACUGAAGAAACAACAACAGGCUUUACGAAUAAUCAUCAGUAGUAUCAACCCUUAACGAUCAACAUAACGACAUGUUUUGUAUCCUUUUCUUCUUUCAUAUUGCAGCACGUUCGCUUAUGUAUUCGCGCAUACAACUGAGCAAUAAAUCAUGCAAUUAAU